AUGCACGCCUCCCUCAUCCGUCGCUCCCUCGGCGGGCUCGUCCCGCCCAAAAUUGCCACCCCCAGGCUCGUUUCGGGCGACUCCGCUGGCCCGCUCGGGCCCCUCGUGUCAUUCUACUCCAAGCUCCCGAAGGGCCGCGCGCCGGCGCCUGCGGUGGCGGGAGUCAAGGGGCGCUGGUUCAGUGGGAAGAACGCCAGCGCGAAGCCGGUACUGGCGCUGAUUGGCGGGCUGUGGCUGAUGGGGUAUACGCUGGACUACCAACGUGCGUGCUAUAUUCCCUCCUCAACGACGACGACGCUGACAUACUCUCUCCUUCCUCCACCCUCUUUUCAACCACUCUUCUCUCUCUCCCCAGUUCAUCUCAAGCACCACAAGAACAACGCGCAUUAG
Messenger RNA from Mycena indigotica, 390 nucleotides. RefSeq names its product ATP synthase subunit f, mitochondrial. Gene Ontology annotation, biological process: proton motive force-driven ATP synthesis. Bases 1 to 390 code for a protein of 129 amino acids. The transcript has 3 exons. The record is from RefSeq and is a predicted model, not a curated record. NCBI's taxonomy places the organism in Eukaryota, Fungi, Basidiomycota, Agaricomycetes, Agaricales, Mycenaceae.